Molecule: messenger RNA, 1644 nt
Organism: Pterocles gutturalis (yellow-throated sandgrouse)
Lineage: Eukaryota; Metazoa; Chordata; Aves; Pterocliformes; Pteroclidae
Gene: GJA1
Product: gap junction protein, alpha 1, 43kDa
Exons: 2
Coding region: 253-1398 (381 amino acids)
Biological process (GO): cell-cell signaling; heart development
Cellular component (GO): connexin complex
Molecular function (GO): transmembrane transporter activity
Source: RefSeq, a predicted model, not a curated record
GUCAGAGGCUUGAAAACUUGUUAAAAGCUCUCCCAGUGUUCCAAGUUAGAAAAAACUUUUACAAGGUAUCAGCACUUUUCUUUCAUUAGUGGGGAAGGAAGGAUGAAAAAUACAAAACAGCAGUAGACUUUUAAAGUUUAAAUAGACAGGUCUGAGUGCCUGAACGUGCUCUCUUCCAUUUUACUUUGACCCUCCAAAGAAGUAUUCUGAUCCAGUUUCACUGCUGAUCCGCAAGGCCAGCAUCCUGUGAAGAUGGGUGAUUGGAGUGCCUUGGGAAAACUUCUUGACAAGGUUCAAGCCUAUUCUACUGCAGGAGGGAAAGUGUGGCUGUCUGUCCUCUUUAUUUUCCGAAUCUUGCUAUUGGGGACAGCAGUCGAAUCUGCUUGGGGAGAUGAACAGUCUGCUUUCCGGUGCAACACUCAACAGCCUGGUUGCGAGAAUGUCUGCUAUGACAAGUCCUUCCCCAUCUCCCAUGUACGCUUCUGGGUUCUGCAGAUCAUAUUUGUGUCUGUACCUACCCUUUUGUACCUGGCGCAUGUGUUCUAUGUAAUGAGGAAAGAAGAGAAGCUGAACAAAAGAGAAGAAGAGCUCAAGGUGGUCCAAAAUGAUGGUGUGAAUGUGGAUAUGCACCUCAAGCAAAUAGAAAUUAAGAAAUUCAAGUAUGGGAUAGAAGAGCACGGAAAAGUGAAGAUGCGUGGGGGACUGCUCCGUACAUACAUCAUCAGCAUCCUGUUUAAAUCUGUCUUCGAGGUGGCUUUCUUGCUGAUACAGUGGUACAUUUAUGGGUUUAGCCUGAACGCCAUCUAUACCUGCGAGCGAGAUCCAUGCCCACACAGGGUGGACUGUUUCCUCUCCCGUCCAACUGAGAAAACCAUCUUCAUCCUCUUCAUGCUGGUUGUGUCCUUGGUGUCUCUUGCCUUGAACAUCAUCGAGCUUUUCUACGUGUUCUUCAAGGGUGUCAAGGAUCGUGUGAAAGGGAAAACCGACCCCUACUCCCACAGCGGUGCCAUGAGCCCUUCCAAGGACUGUGGCUCCCCCAAAUAUGCUUAUUACAAUGGCUGCUCCUCACCGACCGCCCCCUUGUCUCCCAUGUCUCCCCCAGGGUACAAGCUCGUUACCGGAGACAGGAACAAUUCCUCCUGUCGUAACUACAAUAAGCAAGCUAGCGAGCAAAACUGGGCCAACUACAGUGCAGAGCAGAAUAGAAUGGGUCAGGCUGGCAGCACCAUCUCCAACUCGCACGCCCAGCCUUUCGACUUCUCUGAUGAGCACCAGAACACUAAAAAACUGGCAUCGGGACACGAGCUGCAGCCCCUCACCAUUGUGGACCAGAGGCCCCCCAGCAGAGCCAGCAGCCGAGCCAGCAGCAGGCCUCGACCUGACGACCUGGAGAUCUAAGCUUCUAGCAGCAGUACUUGCUCAACUAUGAAACGACCUGCAUUGGAAGAUGCAGUCAGUGCUGAUCUUGUUCGAGUGGAGGUGGUACUUAACAGUCUCAAGCAGGAGAUUUUAACAAUCAUAAACAAGUGAACAAACUUUUAAAAUACUUGCUGGUUUUUGGGGGGGAUGUGGGGUUGGUGAGGGGUGGUACAGUACACAUUGGUAUUUAAUGUAGCUGGUUUAAAAAAUUUAAGUACUAAAAAA